Molecule: messenger RNA, 917 nt
Organism: Rhipicephalus sanguineus (brown dog tick)
Lineage: Eukaryota; Metazoa; Arthropoda; Arachnida; Ixodida; Ixodidae
Gene: EMC10
Product: ER membrane protein complex subunit 10
Exons: 7
Coding region: 74-757 (227 amino acids)
Cellular component (GO): EMC complex
Source: RefSeq, a predicted model, not a curated record
AACAAGUUGCGUCGAAGUUGAUGAAGCGCUGAAUCGUAUCCAAUCCAUCAUCGCCAGCCGUGGUCGGUGAAAAAUGGUGAACGUUCUGGUAGUGAUCACGCUAUUUGCUGCUGUUGCUGAACGUACUCGCGCAAAUGACAUUGAAGACAAGUUGAUCACUUUCACAGUGUCUCAUUCUUUUGGCUCUGGUUCCGAUAGCAGCUACGUUAGUAGGGCAGUCCUAUCUGUUCCCCUGGCCAGGCCAUCGGAAAGUACUUUUAACCAAGCGCCACUUUCGGCGUCUGAUGCAGCCAAGCUAAGGAAACUUGCAGAGGAGAACGGCCUGUACAGGGUGCGAGUAACAAGCGAACAAAAUGACUCCCCAUUUGUUGCGUCGUCAUUUGCAAAAGCCUGUUCCCUCUACGAGUCUGAGCUGAAGGACCACUUCAUGGUGACGUUGGACCGUUCUGGUGCCCUCCUUGGGGUGUCAGACUUUGCUGGCCACCAGUGCACGGGCGCGCAUGUUCCAGACCACAAGCUUGUGAAUUUCAACACUACUCUAUCUGUAUCGAUAGUCAACAUUGCUCCUGGGCCCGACACGCAAACUUAUAUUCGACGCAUGGAGCAGGAAAAGGCAGAAAGGGCACGUGGUGAAAAUGCGGACAACCGUUCCUUUUUCGCCAAAUAUUGGAUGUACAUCAUGCCGCUCCUCAUCUUCCUGCUCAUCUCGGGUGCUUCAAAUCCAGAAGGCCAGGGAGGUGGUAAUGCCGCUCGUUGAAGAAACUGAGAUGAAUCAGAGACCCCUCCCCCUCAUUUGUAAUAUACGUUCACUUUACAAGCACAUCACUUUACGGUAGUUUUCUGUGCACCCUGCAGUAACUGAAGGCGAGCGUGUGUGUGAUUGUUGUUAAUAAAGGUUUCUGCUAUUGCACUGUUGA